Molecule: messenger RNA, 3197 nt
Organism: Misgurnus anguillicaudatus (oriental weatherfish)
Lineage: Eukaryota; Metazoa; Chordata; Actinopteri; Cypriniformes; Cobitidae
Source: RefSeq, a predicted model, not a curated record
CUGUGGAGAAGGUGAACGUAACCUGUUGCUCGGGAUCAUUUGAACCCGAGGUCGUUGCAGAAGGUAUGCUAGUAUGAGUGACCCUGUGAGUAAUAAUGAAUCUCACAUCAGACUCCUAUGUGAUAAAGAGAACGGUAAUGAAUCUGCUGUGGAAAUCGAGUUACAAACUCCAUCAGAAGCGGCGGUGGGUGAGGAGGAGCAGGAUGCUACCGGCGGCGGCUGUCGCCAGCUCUGUGCGCGGACCUGCUGCUGGAGAACACGCGAGGAUGAUGAUAUGAUGAUGGUGAUGAUGAAGAGCAAGACACAGUUCACAGAGGGCCCGUGAGGAUUUUUCAAAACCGUUUGGCAUUUGUCGAAUGUCACGGCCUGAUCGAGCCUGUUCUCAGCCACAGAAAAGACCUCGUGUCCCGGGCUGGGUCUCCUGUACACUUUGUUAGCAUCAGUCUUUUUCUCUAUUGCUGCUCUUCUCGUCAAGCAGAUCGAGGACAUGCACGCCAUCCAGAUCAGUGCCAUUCGAUGCUUCUUCCAGAUGUUGUUUGUGUUGCCAGCUAUGAUUUAUUACAAAACUGGCUUUUUGGGCCCGAGCGAUAUGAGGAUCUACCUGUUCUUCAGAGGCUUCCUCGGAUCCAACGCCAUGAUCUUGUUGUAUUACGCAGUUCUGCAGAUGCCACUGGCUGAUGCUACGGUUAUAAUGUUUAGCAAUCCAGUCUUCACAGCCCUGCUGGCCUGGAUUUUCCUUAAAGAGAGGUGCACGAUAUGGGAUGUGUUUUUUACCGCGUUUACCCUGACUGGCGUGAUACUGAUAGCAAGACCCCCAUUCCUAUUUGGCGACAGGAUAUCCGGGAUCGAAGGAGACUACACCGAUCACGUCAAAGGCACGGUCGCUGCGUUCGCGGGGGCCAUCGGAGCGGCCUGCACAAUGGUGAUUUUAAGAAAAAUGGGGAAAAGCGUUCAUUACUACCUCUCUGUGUGGUACUACGCUGUUUUGGGUCUCAUCGAGUGCAUCGUCGUCCUGCUCGUCAUGGGUGAAUGGAAGAUGCCGGGGUGCGGCUGGGACAGGUGGACCCUCAUGGCCAUCGGGCUGCUCGGAAUAGCUGGUCAGACGUUCCUCACCAAAGCCCUGCAGAUCGAGAAAGCGGGCCCGGUCGCUCUGAUGAGGACGAUGGAUGUGGUGUUGGCCUUCAUUCUCCAGUUCCUCUUCCUCCAUCGCACACCCACGUGGUGGAGUUUGGGCGGGGCUUUAUGUGUGACGGGCAGCACCAGCGGUGUAGCCGUGAGAAAGUGGUACACCAGCACCAGACGACAGAGCUGAUGCUCACAGAUAACUGCUCUGUUUUAGUCCAAAGAAUCAUUUAUAGCAUUUUGUAGUGUCUUAGAAUAGACAUUCGUACUCUAAAUGAGUAUAGUUUUAGUUAAGACUCGUGAGAUAACACUAUUUGACUAAGAGGUUUUUGUACACAAACCUCCGGUUUCACAGACAAGGCUUAAGGCUAGUCCUAAACUAUAACACAUGUUUGAACUGUCUCAACUGAAAAUAACUUGCACUGACAGAUCUUAAAAUAUCCCAGUGGGAUUUAUUUGUCUCAAGAUACACUAGUAAUGUCUUUUUAUAAGGCAUGUUUAUAAAUGAUGCUUAAAGGGGUCAUAGUUUGAAAUCUGACUUUUUCCAUGUUUAAGUGCUAUAAUUGGGUCUCAGUGCUUCUAUCAACCUAGAAAAUGUGAUAAAGAUCAACCUAGUAACUUUGUUUUGGUAAACCAUUCUCUGCAAGCAUCAGCUCAUUUGCAUUUUAAGCGACUCACCCAAAACUGCACAUUUUGCGCAUACCUAAAGUGUCAAUUUUAACAUGUUAUAAUAAACUAUCUGUGUGGUAUUUUGAGCUAAAACUUUACAUUCGCACUCUGGGGACACCAAAGAUUUAUUUUACAUCUUAUUACGUCUCAUAAUAUGUCCCCUUUAAACAUCUUACCGUAUUUUCCGGACUAUAAGCCGCACCGUAAUAUAAGCUGCAUCAUUAAAAAAUGCGUCAUUAAGACGAAAUAACAUGUAUAAGUCACAGUGGACUAUACGUUGCGUUUAUUUCAAAACUUAUUUCACAAAAUCCACGCCGAAGAACAGACAUUUCAUUUGGAAAGGCGAGUUAUUCAACUAAACAAUAGCAGACAGAACAGCAGGCUGAAUAGAUUUCUGUACGUUAAAGUAAUAUUAUCAGUUAUUUAAACGAUAAACUAUUGCAAACAGAACUUACCUGGAAGGUUGAAAAGGCUAAAUAAACCGAACAAGCCAACUAGCGUGAAGUUCGCAUACUCGUCAUUCCGCAUCACUGAAUUCGUUAAAUUACAUAAAUACAGAAGCAGCAUAUUGCUGAAUCUCGCGGCUGUAGACGGUAAUGAUGUCUCUUGCCUCAUAAAUGUCAAAAUGAAUUCAUACUGACAAGUUAUGAAAAAAACCGCGGCUUAUAGUCCGAAAAAUAUGUUAAUUUAACUAAGGCCUUGUCCUGGCUUUAGCUAAGCCUUGUCUGUGAAACCAGGCCUAUACGUUUUACUAAACUGCUGGACAGGACAUUAAUAUUUAAAGAGUGUGGAAAUGAAGUUACUAAAGAAUUUCUUUAAACAAACACAACUUUGCACUUUGAUAAUGUACUGUAGCUUUAAAAGCAAGACAAUAAUUUUUAUAAAUUAGUAUAAAUCGAGCAAUAUUUUUUCUGAGUAUUUUUUGUUACUUCUGGUAAAAUGUUACACUUUUUGCUUUAAAUAUAAUAUGCAUCGGUUCAUAUGUUGUGAUAUUUGUCCCUGUGUACCUUAGACACACAGUUUUACUGCACUAAAUAUUUGCCCGAGAGAAUGAGUCGAUCUAAUUUAUUUAUUUAUGGAACAUAUGUCUGACAACAGAAAGGAUUUAUUAAGUUUAAUGACUGAACUGCUGUGAUUUAAACUUACUGUGGUUAGUGAACUGAAUCUGAAUUGCAUUUUUUUCCCUUUGCAUUUCUUUCAUUCGAUGAUAUGUUACAAGUUUCUGUAAAGUGAACUCGGAGAGCUUCACGCUGACUCAUAUUUAUUAGGUUAAAUAAAUGAGUCACAGUUUAGGAACUACAGAUUAUUUCGAUUGGCACCACCUGCUAUGACAUGUGAUUUGAAGUCAUAGAGGGAGUUAAUGAUGGAUUAAAGUUGCAUUCUUGCUGUUUUCUUUUUUUCUCUCA